Spinacia oleracea (spinach) is the source of this 480-nucleotide messenger RNA. Its product is annotated as agamous-like MADS-box protein AGL61. Gene Ontology annotation, molecular function: protein dimerization activity; RNA polymerase II cis-regulatory region sequence-specific DNA binding; DNA-binding transcription factor activity, RNA polymerase II-specific. Gene Ontology annotation, biological process: regulation of transcription by RNA polymerase II. The record is from RefSeq and is a predicted model, not a curated record. The transcript has 2 exons. Bases 1 to 480 code for a protein of 159 amino acids. NCBI's taxonomy places the organism in Eukaryota, Viridiplantae, Streptophyta, Magnoliopsida, Caryophyllales, Amaranthaceae.
AUGGCAGCAAAGAAGGAAUCAAGAGGUCGUCAGAAGAUAAAAAUGGCUAGGAUUAAAAACCCAAGUCAUAGACAAGUUACGUUCUCAAAACGGCGUCUAGGUUUGUUUAAGAAAGCUAGUGAAAUAUGCCCUCUUUGUGGUAUAGAAGCCAUUAUAAUUGUUUUCUCUCCUGGCCAAAAAAUAUUUUCUUUUGGAUACCCUGAUGUCGAAUCUAUAGUGAAUCGUUACCUUAGUCGUAGCACAAUAAGUCCUGGAGAUGAAGUUUUGAGUGCUUCAAUGGAGGAUCUUAAGAAAAAUAUAGCUAAUCAAGCUAUGUUUCUGGAGAAAACAAACGCGUCUUCAUCAGGUUUAAGCAUGGAUAAUAAUAGUGGUGUUUCUGAUCAUCAACAUUUCGACCUUAAAUCUAUUGAGGCCAAAAUUGAAGGCUUUGCUCGUCCUGAUCACCAAUUUGCCAACUUCCAUUCACAAAACAUGUUCUAA